This is a messenger RNA of Aspergillus pseudotamarii, 1005 nucleotides long. Its product is annotated as Zn(II)2Cys6 transcription factor domain-containing protein. The transcript is spliced from 2 exons. Lineage: Eukaryota; Fungi; Ascomycota; Eurotiomycetes; Eurotiales; Aspergillaceae. Gene Ontology annotation, biological process: regulation of DNA-templated transcription; response to xenobiotic stimulus. The coding region runs from base 1 to 1005 and encodes 334 amino acids. The record is from RefSeq and is a predicted model, not a curated record. Gene Ontology annotation, molecular function: zinc ion binding; DNA-binding transcription factor activity, RNA polymerase II-specific.
AUGGUGGAUCUAGAGCGAUCUCCUCCAUCUUCAAAUUCCGGGCUUUUACGAAAGCGCCGCCGUGCGAAGGUUGCCUGCGAGUCAUGCCGCACGCGCAAGCGGAAAUGUGAUGGCCAGGAGCCAUGCGGGACAUGUGUACAGCUCGAGUAUGAUUGCCAUUAUGGUCUGACGUUGAAAGCGCCUAAGAGGACACCUGAAACCCCCAGGGGUGGACAGGCUAGUACAGAUGCCGCAGAGCCCCCGGGAACUGGUCAAAAUCCGGUCGCUGAUACUAGCAAUACGGCGGAGCCUCCAUAUCUGCUGAACCUUGAAAAUCAUGCCCGAAUAUACGAGAGCGAAUCACAAGCAACAUAUCCAUUGUUUCUCCAUAGUCAAGCCGAGCCCAGCAGCUGUGCAUGCCUCUCCCUGCUUUACCUUAUGAUGGAACAGCUCCGAGCCAAAGAUCGGAUCGCCGUCCCAGGCGACUUGGUCCUGCUCAGAAACUGUGUCAGUUCCUCGAAACAAGUCUUGUAUUGCCAAGAGUGCCCGCGUCGUUACUUGUCCAUCGUUCAAAACGGCACCAUGCUGGGCGUACUAUGUAUGUGCAUCGCGGCAUGUUAUGCACGAGCUCUCGAAACAAUCGAUGCAGAAAUGAAACGAGCGUCCGAUGCCAACGAACGGAAGCAACUCUGCAUCUCAACCUCAAAUCCCGAAGCACUACACGAUCCUUCUUCGUUAGGGAACGUCUUAUCGUCCUUUUCGGUAGAUAUCGCCGCUUCGGAAUGGGCGAGUAUCAUGCGCAGAACUGUAAAAGUGGAGAUUUUUGGUAGUGAGUCUAGUAAGGAGAACUCUUUUAUGACUUUCAUCGAUACCUUACAAGAGCGUCAGAGGGGCUGGCAUCAGACCCCCCCAGCUCCUGACUGUCCCUCUACGUACCGGUCCCUAUGUGAUAUGACUGGCCCGGAACCGGUGUGUCUUGCUAUUGUCAAUGAAGCGAAGAAGCUCGUUAAUAGCUUCAAGUUCUGA